Messenger RNA from Talpa occidentalis (Iberian mole), 762 nucleotides. RefSeq names its product proline rich transmembrane protein 1B (gene PRRT1B). The record is from RefSeq and is a predicted model, not a curated record. The coding region runs from base 1 to 762 and encodes 253 amino acids. Lineage: Eukaryota; Metazoa; Chordata; Mammalia; Eulipotyphla; Talpidae. The transcript is spliced from 4 exons. Gene Ontology annotation, cellular component: membrane.
AUGGAGCCAGGAGCCGACUCGAAAGGGGGCGGCGCCCCCGCAGCCCCCGAGGACACCCAGAUUCCAGCCCAGCCCCCGCACCCUGAGCUCCCGCGGCUCCCGCGCCGCCCGCAGCUGCUGGACGAGGAGGGUCCCAGCGAGGCCGGGGCCGCCGGAGCUGACGGCAGCUGCACCCCCAGCCCAGAAGAGCCCCUGGGGGAGACCUCAGCCACACUCCCUGCCCAGACCUCCAGUGAGGCCAGGCUGGGGCCCAAGCUAGUGGCCGGCGGGGUCCCCAACAUUGGCUUCGUGGGGGAGCCACCCCCUUAUACGCCACCGGACCCCAAGGCCAUGCACAUGCUGUACCCGCCUUUCCCGCCUGCGCCCCUGCUCUUCCAGCCGGCGCCCGCACCCCAGGCCCUGUACCCGCCGCCCGCGCCCCUCUACCCCACGGCCACCCCGCAGCCCCUCUUCGCGCCCUUCCCUAUGUACAACAGCCCCGUGGGCGGGGCACCGGCCCCCACCCCGGCGGAGCACAGGCCCCUGCCCAGGGACUACAUGGUGGAGUCGGUGCUGGUGACCCUCUUCUGCUGCCUGCCCUCCGGGCUCAUCGCCGUCGUCUACGCCCACGAGACCCGCGCGGCGCUGAGCAGGGGUGCCCUGGCCCAGGCCGAGGAGGCCUCCCGCAAGGCCCGCUCGCUCGUGUUCUUCAGCCUGCUCUUCGGGGUCUUCGUGUCCACCAGCUGGGUCGUCUACGUGCUGGUGGCCCUCUACCUGCCCUGA